AUGCCAAGUCCCAGUCAGAAGGUUGGGAUGGAAGGACCAGUGCUGACGCUGGGGCUGCUGGCCGCCCUGGCCGUGUGUGGCAGCCAGGGGCUGAACGAGGAGGAGCGGCUGAUCCGGCACCUGUUUCAAGAGAAGCGCUACAACAAGGAGCUCCGGCCGGUGGCACACAAAGAGGAGAGUGUGGACGUCGCCCUGGCCCUCACGCUCUCCAACCUCAUUUCCCUGAAAGAAGUUGAGGAGACCCUCACUACCAAUGUGUGGAUAGAGCACGGCUGGAAAGACAGCCGGCUGAUGUGGAAUGCUGAAGAAUUUGGAAACAUCAGUGUCCUGCGCCUGCCCCCGGACAUGGUGUGGCUCCCAGAGAUUGUGCUGGAGAACAACAACGACGGCUCCUUCCAGAUCUCCUACUCCUGCAAUGUGCUCGUCUAUGACUAUGGCUUUGUGUACUGGCUGCCGCCUGCCAUCUUCCGCUCCUUCUGCCCCAUCUCUGUCACCUAUUUCCCCUUCGACUGGCAGAACUGCUCGCUCAAGUUCAGCUCCCUCAAGUACACGGCCAAAGAGAUCACUCUGAGCCUGAAGCAGGACACCGAAGACGAUCGCAGCUACACCGUGGAGUGGAUCAUCAUUGACCCUGAAGGCUUCACAGAGAAUGGGGAAUGGGAGAUAGUCCACCGGCCGGCCAGGGUCAACGUGGACCCCAGAGCACCUCUGGACAGCCCCAGCCGCCAGGAUGUCACCUUCUACCUCAUCAUCCGCCGCAAGCCCCUCUUCUAUGUCAUCAACAUCCUGGUGCCCUGUGUGCUCAUCUCCUUCAUGGUCAACCUGGUCUUCUACCUCCCGGCCGACAGUGGUGAGAAGACAUCAGUGGCCAUCUCCGUGCUCCUGGCUCAGUCCGUCUUCCUGCUGCUCAUCUCCAAGCGGCUGCCCGCCACAUCCAUGGCCAUCCCCCUCAUCGGCAAGUUCCUGCUCUUCGACAUGGUGCUGGUCACCAUGGUUGUGGUGAUAUGUGUCAUCGUGCUCAACAUCCACUUUCGAACACCCAGCACCCACGUGCUGUCUGAGGGGGUCAAGAAGCUCUUCCUGGAGACGCUGCCGGAGCUCCUGCACAUGUCCCGCCCGGCGGAGGAUGGACCCAGCCCCGGGGCCCUGGUGAGGAGGAGCAGCUCCCUGGGCUACAUGUCCAAGGCGGAGGAGUACUUCUCACUCAAGUCCCGCAGCGACCUCAUGUUCGAGAAGCAGUCAGAGCGGCAUGGGCUGGCCCGGCGCCUCACCACUGCACGCCGGCCCCCAGCAAGCUCUGAGCAGGCCCAGCAGGAACUCUUCAGUGAGCUAAAGCCAGCUGUGGACGGGGCAAACUUCAUUGUUAACCACAUGAGGGACCAGAACAAUUACAAUGAGGAGAAAGACAGCUGGAACAGGGUGGCCCGCACAGUGGACCGCCUCUGCCUAUUUGUGGUGACACCUGUUAUGGUGGUGGGCACAGCCUGGAUCUUCCUGCAGGGGGUCUAUAACCAGCCCCCACCCCAGCCUUUCCCUGGAGACCCCUACUCCUACCACGUGGAGGAUAAGCGCUUCAUCUAGAGUGGGCUGUGGGGGAGCCAGGAGACAGCAGGUCUGAGAGGAGCCACAGUCCCUCAUGAGACUGACUUCUAGCCCUGAGGUUCGCACCCCUUAGGCUGGGCAGAGUCCGAGGAAGGGAGAGAACAGCCACUCCUCAAGGCUCAGUGGUUCCUCUGCAAAUCGACACAGGGGCCACCUGAGAUGGUCUGAGGGUGGACGUCGGCUAGAGGGGGUGGGCAGGAAGAUUUGGGGGGAAGCAGGAGGCCGGCUUGGGGGCCAGGGGGGAGGCCACUCGAGGUGGCCUCAGCGGGAGAGCUCUGAUUAGGGUGAGACAGUUAGCGCCCUUCUCUGCUCCCCCUCCUGCAAGGUGUGGGGUAGAGCAGGCAGGAAUCUGCACCUUCACUCUCUGGCUCCCCCAGGCUCCCUCUUCCCACCCACCCUUCAAUUUCAGGCUUCUGAGGCCUUACCUGGAACUGAGGUUGAGGACACCUCCCUUCCUCCAAACCCGAGUGUCCUUUCCCAGCUCUUUCUGCCUUGACCAUUCUGCCCAGAUCCCUUUGGGAAGCUGAGGACUGGAGUGGAAAGGUCAGGAUCAACAUCCACAAAGACUUGGGGUCAGCCUGAGGUCGAAUGCACAGUUCUAGAGGACCGGAAUGCAGUGCCCCGCUCCCCGGCACCUACUCCUCCCCAAAGCAGGGUUGUCAUGCAUUA
This is a messenger RNA of Saimiri boliviensis boliviensis (Bolivian squirrel monkey), 2271 nucleotides long. RefSeq names its product cholinergic receptor nicotinic delta subunit (gene CHRND). Gene Ontology annotation, cellular component: postsynaptic membrane. The record is from RefSeq and is a predicted model, not a curated record. Gene Ontology annotation, molecular function: acetylcholine-gated monoatomic cation-selective channel activity; transmembrane signaling receptor activity. Gene Ontology annotation, biological process: monoatomic ion transmembrane transport. Lineage: Eukaryota; Metazoa; Chordata; Mammalia; Primates; Cebidae.